AUUCAGCAUGUGGAAUGUAUACAACCAGUGAAGCAACGUAAUCAGUCCGAAUAAUACUUUAUUUACGAACCCAGCCCAUCUACGGAACGGUUAUUGGAAUUGGGAUUUCCACAGGUUCUUUUACUUUAAUUAGUAUACAGAAGUUGGUUGAACGACGAUGGCAUACGUAGCGAACCCCGACAGAAAUUUUCUUUUCGACGUGUUCAAUGGAGUGGACAGGGAUAGGAGUGGCCUAAUCAAUGCUGAUGAACUGGGCAUGGCCUUAUCGAAUGGUACCUGGAGUCCAUUCAAUCCCGAAACGGUCCGUUUAAUGAUUGGAAUGUUUGAUAAGCAGAACCAGGGGCAGGUGAACUUUGAUGAUUUCGCAGCAUUAUGGAAAUACGUCACCGAUUGGCAGAAUUGCUUUCGUUCUUUCGAUCGCGAUAAUUCAGGGAAUAUUGAUAAAAACGAGCUUCAGACGGCUUUAACCACCUUCGGCUAUAGAUUGUCCGAGAGUUUGGUUGAAACCAUGGUCCGAAAGUUUGAUAGACAGGGUAACGGAACUAUAUUAUUCGACGAUUUCAUUCAAUGUUGCAUUGUCUUACAUACCCUCACUUCUGCCUUCAGACAACACGAUGCUGACGGAGAUGGUGUGAUUACCAUUCAAUAUGAACAAUUCUUGAAUAUGGUAAUGAAUAUGAAACUUUAAACGAAUUUAUUUCAAAUAAACAUAUUUCCUUAAAUAUAUUAUCUUCCGAAACCAA
Nicrophorus vespilloides is the source of this 743-nucleotide messenger RNA. Its product is annotated as programmed cell death protein 6-like. The record is from RefSeq and is a predicted model, not a curated record. The transcript has 4 exons. Bases 158 to 688 code for a protein of 176 amino acids. Gene Ontology annotation, molecular function: calcium ion binding. NCBI's taxonomy places the organism in Eukaryota, Metazoa, Arthropoda, Insecta, Coleoptera, Silphidae.